AAAACGACAAAUAAAAACCCAUACCUAUUCUUCAUCCAUAAACAAGUAUGAUUGUCAAAAGUGUGGUUUUGGCGUCAAUUGUACUUCGGUUAGUGUUCUUUGCAUAUGGGCUCUACCAGGAUGAGAACAUGAAUGUCAGGUACACGGAUAUCGACUAUCUUGUGUUCUCAGAUGCCGCCAACUAUGUUUACAAUGGACUAUCUCCGUACAACAGGGAGACGUACCGAUAUACGCCAUUAUUGGCGUGGAUUCUUGUGCCCAACAGUUAUGGCGGCUGGUUCUACCACUUCGGUAAAGCUGUGUUCAUGGUGUGUGAUGUGAUAACUGGAAUAUUAAUCUUGAAGUUGUUGAGACUUAAGACCAGUUCCAGCAACAAACUGGCGGUGCUCUCGGCCAUCUGGCUUUUGAACCCCAUGGUGAUAACCAUCAGCACGCGAGGAUCCAGCGAAAGCAUUUUGACGGUGAUGAUCAUGGCGUCCAUAUACUAUUUGUACAGAAAGUCGGUGGUGAGUCUGGCCAUUUGGCUAGGGUUUGCCAUUCACUUCAAGAUCUACCCGGUGAUAUACUUGCCGAGCAUCAUGUUGUAUUUGGUGCGCUUUGGCAAGCCAUUUAUUGAUUUGCCGGUACUUCGAUGGGUGAAUACUGUGAACAUCAAAUUUGCAGUGGUAACAGUGUUGACAGUUCUGGUGCUCAACGGCGUGAUGUAUCACUUCUACGGCUACGACUUCUUGUACAAUUCGUACUUGUACCACUUCAGCCGUUUGGACCACAGACACAAUUUCUCAUUAUACAACGUGUUGUUGUACUAUAAGUCUAGCAUGGAUGGCACCGAAACUGGCCUCCUAAGAAACAUUGAGAAGUUUUCAUUCGUGCCCCAAUUGGCAUUGGCCGGAAUAAUACUCCCACUCAAGUUCGCUCGCCGGGACUUGGUUUCCAACUUGUUCUUGCAAACGUUUGCAUUUGUCACCUUCAACAAGGUGAUCACGUCUCAGUACUUCAUCUGGUUUUUGAUCUUUUUGCCGCAGUACCUCGCACUGUCGGCGUUGGUGAGGGCCCGUUACGUAAGGGGGAUUGUGGUUCUAGUGCUCUGGGUGGCCACUCAAGCAUUAUGGUUGUAUUUCGCCUACAAGUUGGAGUUUUUGGGUGAAAGCACGUUCGACAACGGACUCUUGUUAGCGUCGUGUGUGUUUUUUAUUUCCAACUGCUGGAUACUACGUGUGUUCAUCGACGAUACCGAUACCACCUGCUAAAGUGCAAAGUUUGUGUAUAGAUAACGAUAGAAACGACCCCAAUCCAAUAAUUGCAGCCAUUGUUCGCAUCGCGAUCGCGAGAAAAAACUUCUGAGUAUAACCAA
Yamadazyma tenuis ATCC 10573 is the source of this 1354-nucleotide messenger RNA. Lineage: Eukaryota; Fungi; Ascomycota; Pichiomycetes; Serinales; Debaryomycetaceae. The record is from RefSeq and is a predicted model, not a curated record.